GAUCAUGCUACAGGUUAAGUGUGUCGGGGCAAAAAUUUUUGAGCCUGAAGUCAAAAUAGGAAAGCUUUUUGUGGUAAAAACUAGAUUUCUUAUUUUUAUUCUAUGGUCGUUAAAUCAGGUAAGCAACUAAUAAUAGUGGCGCCUUCAGACUCUUGCAGGCCAAUGGAUCUCACUGUUUCAGAGUCUCAUUAGGAUUUCUUGGACUCUCUUUUUUGUUUUCCUUCUUUUUUAAUGCAAGUGGUGUGUAUUUAUAUAAUUAUAUUAGGAUUAUCCUUUAAUUAUCCAAAUCUGACCCUCCGUUGUCAUACACUAGUUUAUUUAUUUAUUUAUUUUGUUUAAAAAGCUAUUUUGACCCUUCGAAUUUACAUUUCUGGCGAUUUUCGUGUUGGGUUUCAAUUUUUCUUCUUCAUCUUCCUCUGGGCAUGACUAUUCCAAAUGAUGUUUGGUUUGAAAAGUGCAUUUGAACCAUUGAUUGGACCUCUCUGGCUCUAUCCAUGGUUUCAUUCUGAACCAUUUGGCGUUGUUUUCUGAGAUUGUGGAGAAUUUGGUCAUCUGGGUAUCAUUUUUUUUUAUGCUGAUAUUGUCUUAUCUUUGAAUUUGAGCCUCUGAAAAUUUGAAGAAGUUCAGAUUUUUGUUCUGCGUAUGUGUGAGCUUGAUGGGGUUUUGCACUUCUAGCACUUUUACUGGUGAAAAGAGAAAAUGGUAGUUAAUUGGUAGUUGGGGUUUUGGUUUUCCCUCACGAGACUAUUGCCUUGUCAGUCGUCAAGGAAAGGUCAUAGUGUAAAAGUUGUGUCUUGCAGCUGCUGCUGUGACUGCGGAGCUUUAUCUACCUCUCAGCAAUUGCUCUCUUUCGCUAUGGGAUCGAGUCUGUUCUAAGUCCUCUUCUGGGUUGAGAGAGAGAGAGAGAGAGAGAGUUGUGUGAAAUUUUCUUGUUUCUUCCUAUUUAUAUCUCUGUUGUGUUUUUGAAAUGGAUCAGAGAGGAGCAAUCGAAGUUUUGAAGGACAAGAACGGAAUCGAUCAAGUCAUUCUUCGGAAUCCUCGAGGGGCUUUGGUUCGGGUUAGCUUGCAUGGAGGACAGGUUCUCUCGUGGCGAACUGACCGAGGAGAAGAAUUGUUAUUCACAAGUAGUAAGGCAAUCUUCAAGCCACCAAAACCCGUACGCGGAGGAAUACCGAUUUGUUUUCCACAGUUCGGAACCCGUGGAUCUUUAGAGCAACACGGGUUCGCCAGGAACAAGAUUUGGAUAAUUGAUGAGAAUCCUCCACCACUGCAUCCCAAGGACUCCAAUGGAAAUGCCCAUGUUGACUUGCUGCUCAAACCAUCUGAGGAAGACCUUAAGGUCUGGCCACAUAGUUUUGAAUUACGACUAAGGGUGUCUCUGGCCGCUGAGGGGAAUCUCAACUUAAUUUCGCGCAUUAGGAAUAUCAAUGGCAAGCCAUUUAGUUUCUCAUUUGCAUAUCGUACAUACUUCUCGGUUCCUGAUAUCAGUGAAGUAAGAGUAGAGGGGCUGGAAACUCUAGACUAUCUUGACAAUCUAUUCCAGAAAGAGCGCUUCACCGAACAAGGAGAUGCCCUAACAUUUGAAUCUGAGGUCGAUCGAGUUUAUCUUAGUUCUCCAAAAAUGAUUGCAGUUUUUGAUCACGAAAAGAAGCGAACUUUUUUCAUAAGGAAGGGCGGGCUUCCAGAUGUCGUUGUCUGGAAUCCAUGGGAAAAGAAAUCUAAAUCCAUGGUUGAUUUCGGGGACGAGGAAUACAAACAGAUGCUGUGUGUGGAUGGGGCAGCAAUUGAGAAACCAAUCAACUUGAGGCCAGGCGAGGAGUGGACGGGUCGGCUGGAGCUCUCUGUCAUCCCCUCGACUUGAUGAUGAUCAUUUGAUCACCUUGACACCUACUUGCAAGCUCCAUGUGAAAUGAAGCAAAAACUAAUAAUACCCAUUUGAUGUUUUUUGUGUUAGUUACCAAAUAAUGCUCAAUCAAUGGUAACUGUAUAUGCAGUGUUGAAAUGAAUAAGAGCGUACUCACUUCAUAGAAUAUGAAGCCAUUGUAAUGGUAAUGGGGAUGAAUGUUUUAAUCUCUCUCCAUUACUUGGUAAAAUAUGUUAAACACAGGAAGCUGGAGUUAUAAUGCGCUAGGACGUUUGCUUCCAAACAUAAAAAUGAAGAGUUGAGUGAAUAUAUAUAUAUAUAUACUUGUAAGCAUGUUUGUACAAGUUGCAAAUGGGAAUUAGUCAUUAUUCUGCU
Malania oleifera is the source of this 2239-nucleotide messenger RNA. Its product is annotated as putative glucose-6-phosphate 1-epimerase. The coding region runs from base 968 to 1861 and encodes 297 amino acids. Gene Ontology annotation, molecular function: isomerase activity; carbohydrate binding. The record is from RefSeq and is a predicted model, not a curated record. Lineage: Eukaryota; Viridiplantae; Streptophyta; Magnoliopsida; Santalales; Ximeniaceae. The transcript has 8 exons. Gene Ontology annotation, biological process: carbohydrate metabolic process.